CAGGGGUGAAAAAUAAAUUUUACCCUCUUAAGUAAACCCAAAUUCGUAAAUAAUUCAAACUUUCUUUACUGGGGAAUACCGAAUACGAAUCCCCCUCCUCCUAUGAGAAAGAUUACAUACACAAAAGAACGAAGUUAUGUAAUCUUUCUAUAAAUGCUCUCUCUCUCUCUCUCUCUCUAGGAUUGUAUGUGUAUGUAUACAAAGGGGGAAAAAAAUUAAAACCUAGAAAUUCCUGUUUGAUUUUUUUUUUUUCUCUCACUAAUGGUAAUUGAGAAUGGCGGGUCGAGACGGCGGCUGCGUGGUGCCGGUGGAUACUCCGACCGCCGUUGCCGGGUUCAAGAAAAAGGGCGCCGGGUCGAGAAGCUGGAUUCUGAUGGACUCCUCCGGCCAGGAAAACCUCAUGGAUGUCGAUAAACACGCGAUCAUGCAGCGCGUGCAAAUCCACGCCCGCGAUCUCCGCAUCCUCGACCCCCUCUUGUCUUACCCCUCCACCAUCCUCGGCCGCGAGAGAGCCAUUGUUCUCAAUUUAGAGCAUAUCAAAGCUAUCAUUACAGCAGACGAGGUAUUGCUUCGUGAUCCGUUGGACGAUAAUGUUGUCCCUAUAGUGGAGGACCUUCGAAGGCGUCUAAAACCAGAAAAUCUGAGUCGAGAAGAAAAUAGAUACGGCAAUUUGGCUGCUCACAAUGAUAUGGAAACUGCAGAAGAAGAUGACUCUCCAUUUGAGUUUCGAGCUCUCGAGGUAGCACUGGAAGCGAUUUGUAGUUAUCUGAAUGCCCGCACAAUAGAACUGGAGACAGCUGUUUAUCCAGCUCUCGAUAUGCUUACGUCAAAGAUUAGUAGCCGUAAUUUAGACCGAGUGCGUAAGCUAAAGAGUCAAAUGACAAGGUUGACUGGUCGCGUACAAAAGGUGAGAGAUGAGCUAGAGCAGCUAUUGGACGAUGAUGAUGACAUGGCGGAUCUUUACUUGUCGAGAAAGUUAUCCGGUGCGUCUCCUUUGAGCGAAGCGGGUGCUGCUAGUUGGUUCCUUAUGUCACCUACUAUAGGCUCCAAAAUAUCGAGGGCUAGUAGGGAGGUAGCUACUGUUUGUGGAGAUGAAAAUGAUGUUGAGGAACUCGAAAUGCUUCUCGAGGCAUAUUUUAUGCAAAUUGAUGGCCCACUAAACAAAUUGACCCCGGUACGUAAAAAUAUAAUUUUUUCGAAAAAAUAUUUGAGUUUCAGCAUAUCGUUUUUAUUUAAUAGAACAGAAGAUUAUAUCAAUAUCCAGCUUGACAAUCACCGAAAUCAGCUGAUUCAGUUAGAGCUCUUGCUCAGCUCUGGAACUGUGUGUUUAUCUGUUUAUUCUUUGGUGGCUGGAAUAUUCGGUAUGAACAUUCCGUAUACGUGGAACGAUGACCACGGAUACGUAUUUAAAUGGGUGGUUGUCCUCACGGGGAUUAUCUGUGCAGUACUUUUUGUACUUAUAAUUUCUUACGCCCGUCACAAAGGUCUCGUUGGAUCUUGAUUUAAUCGUCGCCCUUCGUCUAAUGAAAGGUGAAGAUGGAACUGAAUUUUAUGAAUUGAUCAAGAGAAAAUAUGCUAUUCUUGAAUCUUGAUUAACAAGAACUUAACUUGUUUGUAUAUGUAGAUAUAUAUAUACAUGGCUCAAUAUUGUUACUUUUGUUUGUUUUUUUUAACUGGAAUUUCAUGAUUU
Messenger RNA from Erythranthe guttata (spotted monkey flower), 1690 nucleotides. NCBI's taxonomy places the organism in Eukaryota, Viridiplantae, Streptophyta, Magnoliopsida, Lamiales, Phrymaceae. The record is from RefSeq and is a predicted model, not a curated record.